UGACGUGUUUUUAGCCGCGGAACGAGAAAAAUGGCGAAAUCGAAAUCUACAAAGUGCGCGAAAAUAUCCCUUUACAUUGUUGGUCAAUUUAGCUGUUAAACGGAAUAUCGAUUCUCCCUACCUUAAUCGCAAAGAGAAUUUAUUUUGUGUUUAUCGUGAAACGUUUAUUUAAUCGGUAAUUUAAUGUUUUAGCUUUAAACGACCUUUAAGUCUGUUUGUACACAGCGGUGCGUAGUGCACUGUGGGAUAGCAAUGGUGGGCGCGUGAUUUUGAACAAAUUCGAGAUAUCAAGGGAACGCGUAGGUAUGUACGAUAAAUCGUGAAAUUUCUUUCUGAGAGCAUUUAAAUGACAUUGUAAUGUUUACCGUGACAUGUUUGCUAUAUGUAUAACAAUUUUAUCAUAAAUAAUGUGACUUUCGUGGCACGCCCCCACCCAGCACUGUACGUACCUGAUACGAAUUAAUAAGUUUUAGGUAAUAUCGUCAUGUCUUUAAAUAAAGGACAUAAUGCAAGGGCCCUAGUUGAACCGCUAGCUCUUGAUUCCCGUACAUUAGGCGAUGGAGAUCUUAGUGCUCUAACUCUUUCGCACAGCAAUGAACAGUAUUCGUCAAAUGAUUUUGAAGCAUUUGCGAAUAUUCAAGCUGAAUUGGAUUGCAUGGAUGCGGAAGAAGUUAUGGCUACUGACGAAGAACAAGUAAUGAUAGAGCAAAAUAUUGAGUCUGAAAAUAUUGUACCUGAUGUGGAAAUGUCUGACGUUUCAGAACAAAUUCAAGCAGAAGAAAUAGUUUUCACUAGUGCAAGUCAAAAUAAUCAAAAUAUUUUAUUUCAAACUAAACCGUCGUUACAAAGGAUUCCUGUAUCUGCAGUGCAGGUUAAACAAAAUCUUUGCGCAGCAACUCAAAGUCAAUCAAUCAUGAUAGUAUCUCCGGCAAGUGGACAAGGUACCAGUCAAAUUUUAAAAAUUUCUCAUCCGGCAUCAGCAUCUACUGGACAAUUACAAUCGAUAGCUCAAACUCUCAUAACAGCCAAACCUGCAGAUGGUAGUGUUCUGCAAUUAAGAUCAACACAGGCAAAUAAACCUCUCAUGGCAACUAGCCAUGCAGGAAGUAUUACACUAAGCAAUUUACAAAAUGUAAAAACAGUGCAAACAGCCAAACGUUCAGUACAAAGUAAUCAACAAAAUCGGAAUGUUUAUACUAAAAUGAUAUUAACUGGAAAUCAAACACAACCAGGACAACAAGUUCUUAUAACAAGUUCACAGAAUGAAAUCCAACCAGCUCAAACAAUCAAGUUUUUAAGUAGUAAUGUAAGUAAUCAGAAUAUGACGAGCCCAACUAAAACUAUAACCUUGGCACAAGCACAACAUUUAGGAUUAAUUACUACGAACAAAGUUCAACAUAUAUUACCGUCAACUCCACAGAAACAGGGCAUUAUUGUCAACAAAUUACUUCAAUCUUCGACAACUCAACCAUCGAAAAUGACAAUAGUUCCCAGCAGUGCAGUUAAAUCACCAACUAAAAUAUUACCAGCGCCAAUAAUUAAUUCUCAAGUUAAAGCAUCAACAAUUCCUAAUCAACAAUCAGUAUUUUCUUCAUCAAGCAAAACGAAUAUGCAGACAAGUCCACAAAAAGUGAUUAUUAGACAGAGUUCUUUAAAGCCUGGAACGGUAUUAGGAAGUGGACAAGUUAUUCGAAUUCCUGCAAAUCAAAAUAUCGUAAGUGGUUCCAAUCAAGUACAUCAAAUUCAAAUGCCAGGAAGACAGGUGCAAUAUGUUAGAUUAGUGAGUACUCCUUCAUCUGGUACUACCAAUGUCGUUACCGUAGGCAAAUCAAAACCACAAACGACUUUGCAAACUGUAGGAGUAAGUCAAAAAUUAGGUGGACAACAACAAAUAGUAAAGGUUGUUCCUUUGAACACUGGUAAUCAAUCAUUAAGAACAGUAGCACCAAAGACUACAAUAACUGGAAGUGGUCAGAGAUUGUUAAUCCCUGCUGCUGCAACAGUAGGAAAUCAAUCUAAAAAUGCUGUUGCUAUACCAGCAUCUGCUUUAAGUCAACUUGCAUCUGGUCAAGCUGUUCUUUCGGCUAAUGCCAAUGUUAGUAAUAUUGUUGUUCUGCCAGCACAAUAUAUACAGCAGCAGCAUACAGACGAUGGAAAAAUAAAAUCUCAGCAAUCAACUCCCAACUUAUUAGGAAAUACACAAAAUUUGCAAAAUAUACCUAAUAAUUUAACAGCAGUAACUAUAUCUGACGGUAAAUCAUCUCAAAGAUCAUAUUCAAAUGUUGAACCAAAUGGUAUUAGACCGAGGAAACCGUGUAAUUGUACUAAAUCGCAAUGCCUUAAAUUCAUGGAUAUAAUUGCACACAGAUAUUGUGAUUGCUUUGCAAAUGGAGAAUUUUGUCAUAUGUGCAAUUGUAAUAAUUGCUCGAACAAUCUUGGCAAUGAAGUAGAAAGACAAAGAGCUAUUAAAUCUUGUUUGGAACGUAAUCCAAAUGCUUUUCGUCCAAAAAUUGGGAAAGGUCGUGAAACUGGUGAUGAUAUACGUAGACAUAACAAAGGAUGUAAUUGUAAACGAAGCGGAUGUUUAAAAAAUUAUUGUGAAUGUUAUGAGGCUAAAAUUCCGUGUUCUGCAAAUUGUAAAUGUAUCGGAUGUCGAAAUAUAGAAGAACCUACUUUAGAAAAAAAAUCUCUGAAAGAUUUGGCAGAUGCUGCUGAAGUAAGGACAGCACAGCUAACGUUAAAUAAAGCCAAACUGCAAUUAUCCGAAAUGGCUUUUAGACCGCCUGCUGUUUCAAAUACUGGUGCAAGGCAACCAUUUAACUUUUUAACUGAUAAAGUAGUAGACAUGACUUGUCAAUGUUUAUUGGCACAAGCUUAUGAAGCCGAGCGUGAUAUGUUUGAUGAUGAAACAUCACAAAGACUCAUAAUUGAAGAAUUUGGACGAUGUCUCAAAGAAAUCAUAGAAUCUGCGCAUAAAGCAGAAGCUACCUAGCAGGUGCAGUUAAAAAGAAAUUUUUUUUUCAUGAUUACUAUUAUUAUAAUUAUUACAAACGUCCGCAAAAAUUGUACAAUU
Molecule: messenger RNA, 3073 nt
Organism: Polistes dominula (European paper wasp)
Lineage: Eukaryota; Metazoa; Arthropoda; Insecta; Hymenoptera; Vespidae
Product: protein lin-54 homolog
Biological process (GO): regulation of DNA-templated transcription
Cellular component (GO): nucleus
Source: RefSeq, a predicted model, not a curated record